CAAAUAGAGGUUGUUUUACUUCUUUCUUUAUGAUUUGGGUGGUUUUUAUUUUUCUUGUCUAAUUGCUCUGGCCAGGACUUCCAGUACUAUGUUGAAUAAAAAUGGUGAGAGUGGGCAUCCUUGCUUUGUUCCUGGUCUUAGAGGAAAGCUUUUAGCUCUUCACCAUUGAGUAUGAUGUUAGCUCUGGGCUUGUCAUAUAUGGCUUUUAUUAUGUUGUGGUACUUUCUGUCUGUACACAAUUUAUUAAGGUUUUUAUCGUGAAUGGAUGUUGAAUUUUGUGAAACAUUUCUUCUGCAUUUAUUGAGAUGAUUGUAUGAUUUUUAUUUUUUACUUUGUUAAUGUGUGUCACAUGGAUUGGUUUGGGGAGGUUGAGCCAGCCUUGCAUCCCUGGAAUAAAUCCCAACUGAUCAUUGUGCAUGAUCUUUUAUUUACUUAUUUAUUUAUUUAUUUUAUUUAUAUAUUUUUUGGUUGCAUCGGGUCUUGGUUGUGGCACACGGGAUAUUUCAUUGCGAUGCGCGGGCUUCUCUCUAGUUGUGGCAUGCAGGCUCCAGAGUGCAUGGACUCUGUAGUUGUGGCGCGUGGGCUUCAGAGCGUGUGGGCUCUGAGCGUGUGGCGCUGGGCUCAGUAGUUGUGGUGUGCGGGCUUAGUUGCCCCAUGGCACGUGGGAUCUUAGUUCCCCAACCAGGGAUCGAACCCGUGUGCCCUGCAUUGGAAGGCGGAUUCUUAACCACUGGAUCACCAGGGAAGUCUCCACGAUCUUUUAAAUUAAUUGUUGAAUUCAGUUUGCUGUUAUUUUGUUGAAAAUUUUUACAUCUACGUUCAUUAGAUAUAUUGGCCUGUAAUUUUCUUUUCUUGUUGUGUCCUUGUCUGGUUUUAGUAUCAGAGUAAUACUGGCCUUGUUGGGCUUCCCUGGUGGCACAGCGGUUAAGAAUCUGCCUGCCAAAGCAGGGGACACAGGUUUGAGCCCUGGUCCGGGAAGAUCCCACAAGCUGCAGAGCAACUCAGCUCUUGUGCCACAACUACUGAGCCUGUGCUCUAGAGCCCGCAAGCCACAACUACUAAGGCCACGUGUCACAAUUUCCGAAGCCUGUGUGCCUAGAGCCCGCGCACCGCAACGGAGAGCCGCCCCCGGCUCGCUGCAACUAGAGAAUGCCGCGCACAGCAACAAAGACCCAACAGAGCCAAAAAAAAAACAAACAAAAAACUGGUCUUGUUUUGGAGGCAUUUAGAAUUCUUUGAAAGGUUUUCUAGCCCAGAAGGCCCUCCACUGGCCAUUCUCCCCAAAGGCUGUGUAUUCGCCUGGGAGACCGGAGCCAGAGGCCUGCCUUUGGCCCAGACCUGCGCCUGUGUUUAAGGGGCAUGUCUGGGUAGGCCCCGCUCCAGGAGCUGGGAGGCUGGCGGAGUGUGGGCCUCACCUCCCCUGGGAGCUGUCUUGCAUGCCUGACUUCAUAUUUCCUGUGCUUGCCCAGGAACGGCCCGGGCCCUGGCCAUGGGGCACUGUCGCCUCUGUCACGGGAAGUUCUCCUCCCGGAGUCUCCGCAGCAUCUCUGGCAGGGCGCCUGGGGAGAGCGCAGAAAGACCGGCCCCUGGGGACCGUGUUUUUGUCCGGGACUUCCAGCGCCUCCUGGGGGUGGCCGUCCACCAGGACCCGGCUCUGUCCCAGUUUGUCUGCAAGAGCUGCCACGCCCAGUUCUACCAGUGCCACGGCCUCCUCACGUCUUUCCUGCAGAGAGUCAACGUCCCCCCCACGGGCCGCCGGAAGCCUUGUGCAAAUGGACCUGAUCGCUUCGAGCCCCCAGGGCCUGCGUGGCUUGGUGGGGUGGGUGCACGGACACGCGGCCGGCUGCGGGGCCCUGCCCAGCCUCCAGAGGACCCUGUCCUCCGAGUACUGUGGCAUCGUCCGGGCCGUGUGGGGCUGUGACCGAGGGCACGACUACACCAUGGACGCCGACUCCAGCUGCGGGGCCCUCUUGCUGGACGGCACCUUGGGCGUCAGGCGGACGUGGGACAAGGAUUUAGCCCCAGGGCUCCCCCGGCAUCGGGGGUCCAGCCCCAGCGGGGCUGCCCCAAGGAGCUCCCAGGGCAGAGCGAUCGCCGCCGGGGCCGAGACCGAGACGCUGCCCAGCACGGACACAGCCCGGCCUCCUUCAGAUGGCGACCCGGUGGGGCCUGGGCCGGGCCCCCCGCCUCAGCCAAGCCUCCCCCAAAGCGGGGCCCCAGGGCAGUUGGGUGAGAAGCAGGUUUCCUCUCCAACCUCGGAUGAUCGGGUAAAAGACGAGUUCAGUGACCUUUCUGAGGGAGACUUCCUGAGUGAAGACGAAAAUGAUAAGAAGCAGAAUACCCAGUCCUCAGACGAGUCCUUUGAGCCCUACCCAGAAAAGAAGAUCUCUGGUAAGAAGAGUGAAAGCAAAGAAGCCAAGAAGUCAGAAGAACCAAAAAUUCGAAAGAAACCUGGGCCCAAGCCGGGCUGGAAGGGCAAGCCGCGCUGUGAGAGGGAGGAGCUGCCCACCAUCUACAAGUGUCCUCACCAGGGCUGCACGGCCGUGUACCGUGGGGCUGACGGCAUGAAGAAGCACGUCAAGGAGCACCACGAGGAGGUCCGGGAGAGGCCCUGCCCGCACCCCGGCUGCAACAAGGUGUUCAUGAUCGACCGCUACCUGCAGCGCCACGUCAAGCUCAUCCACACAGAGGUGCGGAACUAUAUCUGUGACGAGUGUGGGCAGACCUUCAAGCAGCGGAAGCACCUCCUGGUCCACCAGAUGCGCCACUCAGGAGCCAAGCCCCUGCAGUGCGAAGUCUGCGGGUUCCAGUGCCGGCAGCGGGCAUCCCUGAAGUACCACAUGACCAAGCACAAGGCCGAGACGGAGCUGGACUUUGCCUGCGACCAGUGUGGCCGGCGGUUCGAGAAGGCUCACAACCUCAACGUGCACAUGUCCAUGGUGCACCCCCUGACGCAGACCCCGGACAAGGCCCCGGAGCCCCCGCCUGGGCCCGCAGCGGGGCAGGCCGUGAAGGCUGAGCCUACCUGAGGGCACGCCCGCCCCCGAGCUCAGUGGGCAGUGAUGGGGGUUCAGGCCUGACGGCACAGCUCUGCACCCCGACGAGCCUCCACCCCGUGUGCUGGGUGGCAGGGGCUCAGCACACAGCUCACGGGGCCUUGUGGCUUCUGCUCUGGGACCGGCAGUUUCUUCUAUAAACAGAGUGACUUGGGGCCAGAGGCAGACUUCAAAGAAAUGAUUCCUCUUCCCCACUAAUGCAGUCGAGGUUUUGUAACCCACUUUUCAGGGCAACGGAGAGCUCCACGUUAACGCUUGUAAUAAAUUAUUUACCGAGGAGUUGGGCUAUGCCCUGCACAGAUCCUGUCAGAAGAGUCGGGGCUCCUGGUAGAGGUCAGGGUCCAGCAUGGCCUGCUGCCUGCUGAGGAGGGCGGCACGCACUUCCGGGUCACAGUCCGCACUCGCACCCAGCAGCUGCAAGAAAGCCCGUGUGCUGGGCCCGUGCUGCUGCCCAUGGCCCCCAAACACCCAGGGCCCGGGGAGAUGCCAAGUGCUGGACGCUGCAUGUUCGUUUUCCCGAAGGCGUUCGGCACCCUCACAGUGAACAGUGACGGGGACUUAAGGACAGACAGCGAGGCGGGCAUCUGGGCAUUACCUCUGCCACGCCUGAGAAGCUCCUUUUCGGGCACCGAGGUAUCGACUGCAGCAGAAAAAGACGAGCGUUUGUAAUCAGGCUUACGGGGUCGCCCUGCAGAGGAGACAGAGCCGCGGUCAGGGUGCCCACAGCUGCACGCUGCGCCAGGAGGGGCUGCACAGGCCCCCGAGAGCUGGCCGCCCGGGUCCGUCUGGAGACAGGCCUGGCCCUGCACCUGCCUGGGCCUGGAGGUCCCCACUGUGGGCCAGAGUCCAAACCGCACCAGUCUCCCCAGCCACGAAGAGGCCCACGAGCUUCAGGUACAUGUUAACAGCAACGUGCAGGAAGGCGUCUUCCUGGAGGAGGGCGUCCUCGUCAAAGUAGGACAGGAGGCUGAAAGCAGAGACGGAUGUCAGGUGACCCGGCCCUCACUGACCUCACUGAGGCCGGUGCAGGCAGCAGAGGAGCAGCCUUUCCCAUCUCAAGGGAGCCCCGCCGCCCCUCCCCUGACCAGCAGGCCCCGGGGGUUACCUGUAGAAGGCGACCGGCAGCAGCCUGACCUGGUGGUCGGGGGCCAGGCGGAGGAGGGUGCGCCCCAGGCCGGCAUCUGCAACACAGAGGGGCUCCGUCAGCAACGCAGGCGCCUCCCUGCAGGGUCAGGGUCUUCACGGGCGUCGUGUGCCUGGUGACGCAGGGGUGAUGUCCUCAUGCUGCAGAGUAGAGCUUGGGGGCCGGGGUCCCUGGGAUCCUCGAUACUCCACUAAAUUAUUUUGCUUAAAUGAGUCUGCAUACUUACCAAGAACAGAAACUUGCAAAAAUGAGUUUUCAAAGUGAGCCCCAAGGAGAGGCUCAUGUUUAACCAUCUGAAAGUUGCUUCUGAAGAGAAGGACUAAAGAACGGGGCCGCAGUCUGACCCUGCCGCCCCCUGUGCUCCCGGCAGAGGGCUGGGAACCAGGACAGACACAGGUCGGCCAGUCGGUCUCCGGAUUUCUCACCCGUCUCCGUCAACUGAAAGAGCGGCAGCCAGGAAAUCCUCUUCCUCUGCAGACACCCCAGGACCUCGGCACAGACGUCCAGAGGCUUCAGGGAGCCAGCGGCCUGUUACCCACAGGAGGAGGAGGAGGAGGAGGACCCUAAGCUGACAAGUGCGCAAGGAAGAGGUGUCCACCUGGGGCCUCUGGACAUAAGACACCAAGAGGCAGGCCAACGGCCUGGGGUUUUCUCUCCUGAGAAAGCCUUCGACACAAGGGUCCCAGGUGCACCCACCCCCACCCCCACCAUGAGACCCUAACUCAGGAGGUCUCGGGGGAGACGGGGAGACCCAUGGUUUCAAGUGCCCUGGGGGGUCGUACCAGCUGCUCGCUGCCCUGCCCACGGCGGCAGAGGGUCUGACCUACCUGUGGGGUCAGAUGUGAAGAGAGCAGGCCCAUCAAGGAAAAAAAAAACAGGAAAACCAACAGCUGCAAAUAAAAACAGGUCCACUGACAACAUAAAACUACCUGUGCUCCGUUCCCUUAAAGUAAUUCUAAAUGGGGAAAGAACACAUUCCUCGUUAACUGAACAAUUUACAGGCCUAGGUUAUAAAUCUCUCUUAAGUGGAUCUCCAGAGAAAGAAAAUUUUCCAGUCACUCUUAAAGAGAAAAUGUAAUGGGUUAUAAACUAUUACUGCUUGGGGACCUGUCUCUGCUGGUCCCCCAGGCCAGAGCGUGAGGAGCUGACAGUGGCCUGGAGGCUCUGGGGCCGCUAAAAUCCUUCCAGCAAAAACCACCUGAAAACUCAAAAUAGACUCUCCCUGGUAGCUUCUUCCUUUAAAUUAUAAUCACCCAAAACUCAGCUCAGCAACUGUUCUCAGGCAGGUGGGUACGGCCUGAGCUACUGCGGGACCCUGGCUUUCACAACCAGGGGUUCAGCUGGGGGAGACACAGGGGAGCACGCCACAGCUCUGGGUAGGGGGCCCUGGGGGGUCCCACAGCUCCCAGUGGGGCCACCAGCCUGCCAUCCGAGCAGCCCUCUGUCCACCCUUGGUCUUUGCCAGCAGCUAACUGGGGUGCGGGUGCCUGGAGGCUAUGAGAAGGAAGGUCCCGCUGGACAGCUGACAGCCAGCCCUGACCCCCCACCCCGGGGGUUGCGUUGAUAAACAGGCCGAAUAAAAGCACUUGAGAAUGAAAUGUAAAGUACCCUUUUUAUCAACAAACCUGAGAACCUAAGUCUUACUAAACCUACAAACCCAGUAAGUUUUUGCUUCCAAAUAAAGUUACAAGCACCCCAAA
Lagenorhynchus albirostris (white-beaked dolphin) is the source of this 5900-nucleotide messenger RNA. RefSeq names its product zinc finger protein 276 (gene ZNF276). Gene Ontology annotation, molecular function: chromatin insulator sequence binding; zinc ion binding. The record is from RefSeq and is a predicted model, not a curated record. The transcript is spliced from 9 exons. Gene Ontology annotation, cellular component: kinetochore; nucleus; chromosome. Gene Ontology annotation, biological process: regulation of transcription by RNA polymerase II. Lineage: Eukaryota; Metazoa; Chordata; Mammalia; Artiodactyla; Delphinidae. Bases 1437 to 3029 code for a protein of 530 amino acids.